Molecule: messenger RNA, 2173 nt
Organism: Suillus clintonianus
Lineage: Eukaryota; Fungi; Basidiomycota; Agaricomycetes; Boletales; Suillaceae
Exons: 2
Coding region: 130-2025 (631 amino acids)
Source: RefSeq, a predicted model, not a curated record
CGCCGGACGAAAGAUCACUUUUAUCAGCCGACGAUGGAAUCUGGAAAAGCAAGCGGAUUGGAUCGGAUUUCAUUCUGAGGUGUGUGUGUAUCAUGCAUGUCAUUCGUAUACUGAGCGUCUAUCUUUCAGAUGACACUCUACAGCUCAGAAGAAUACCUGAAGCCCCUACAAGGCGUUAUUGUUCCUCGCAUCAUUGGUGUCCACAUCUUGCCAGGGGCGAUCAGCAUUGCCAUGGAAUUACCCCAUCAAAGUUUUUGGAUGGAGGCCUCUCCGAGCAUGCCCGACGUCCUCAAGGAGCGUGCUAUGGAAGCACUUGAAAUGCUGCAUUCGCGAGGUAUCCUCCAUGGGGAUAUUGAACUUCGCCACGUUCUCGUUGGUGCGGAUGGUGCCGUAACACUCAUCGAUUUCCAGCUGAGUCGAAGUACCAAUCCUGACGAUUCCGUGGGCUUAGAGAAGGCGGAGGAUGAAGAGUUCCAUUUCGAGAAACGGUUGCUUGCAUUCAAGCUUGACCUCCAUGGUGCGCGUGCGCGUGAAUGCGAGAAGACGGAAGCUUUCGUACAGCGUACCAAGCGAAACAAACGGAGAGAUGAGUUGUGGAAGCGUCGAACCCAGGGGGCUCGCACGGGGUAUAUUCCGCCUUAUGAAGAGGAGCCUGAGGAGGAAAAGAUAGAACCGCCUGUUCACCCUGAUGACUUGCAGGAUACCUGGAUUAGGGGUUCAGAUGCCGUUCCAGCACGCAUUGUUGUUCCUGGACAGAGCACAGACGAGGUGAAGGCUGCUAUUCGGACAUUCCUCGAAACUCUGGCAGAACCAUGUCCUGACCGGGCCUCUUCACGACUACCUUCGAUUGGAGGCAGGGCAGAAGCAUCUGAGGCGGGCCCGUCGACAUCAUCGACUGCAGUCCAGGAAUCGUCACCCUCAUCUCCUAGGCGCAAGCGUUCUAGAGAACCUUCCCCCUCCCCCUCCCCCCACGCCUCUCUCGCUUCACUCGACUCACGACCCUCAAAACGCGUUCGUCAUGAAUCAGAACCCUCAUCGUCUACCAGUGUCUCCCGCAAUAAUCAUUCAAUGCCAGCAAUGCCCUGGGUCAAUCCUCGUGACCACGUGCACAUGUGGUAUUCAGAUCUCCCGGAUGAUGAUGAAGUUCCUCCCGCUCCCGUCCGUGUCCGACCUCUCUCCCAGACCGCCGAGCGUAUUCGGCAACAAAACAUUGAGCUUUGUCGUGAGGCCGGACUUCCCCAUGCUGAACUGGUCGAGAAGGGCGAGGUCUCACCAAUAAACACGAUUCGUCAUCGUCUGCUAGUCAAGAAACGUAGAGGCAUAGCACGAGGGAACCUAAUCCGAGAGCGGGAUCGGGACGGAUACUCGCCAUACGUCCACCAUAUAGAAAAGUCACAUCAACGUGAGCGCUAUCUCAGCCUGAAGCACGUGAAGAACGCGUACAUCGCAAGCUGUGCAGAUGUUCCCAACCUGUCAGGUAUCCCAAUGAAGGCAGGAGAUCGCACGCUUUCUACGUUGCUCCACAUGAACGAGCGCAAAGAUAUACCAGAAGGGCCCAGGAUCUUGCAGCUGGCAGAACACGAGCUCGUGCAGAAUGCCCGCAAACAGGCUGUCAUAGUCGCACCCCGCCGAGGGGUCCUAAAGAGACGAAGAGACGAUGAUCCAGUUCAGAACUUGCUGCCUCCGACAAAUUCCCCUAAUCCUGCAGUGCCUGUCGCUGAUACUAGCAGCACUAUUCCUCCACCUCGCAAGAAGGCCCGUGUCGCUGAUACUGGCAGCACUAUUCCUCUACCUCGCAAGAAGACCCGCAUCAGUGGUCGAUUCAGUAAACUACCCCUGUUCCGCCCAUCAGACCCUGGGUCAUCGGGGGCCAGCUACCAAGCAGAAAAUGUCAACCCUCUGCCUGACGGUCAUCUGGCUGGGCAUUGCUCGCCUUCAUAUCCUGCGCCGGGCAUCGAAUUCACUCCACCAUCAUGGCGCGGUCUGUCCCUUUGGAUGGGAUCAUUAAUGGGCUGGUCGCAUUGAAUUAUCUCGGAACAUUUCGUGGCGUUUGCCUUACUCAUACCCGGUUUUUCGGUUUUCGACUUUCUGUGUAAUCUGAUAUGAUUCAAUUGAGAAAUACUUUGCCCCGAGAAGCUUGUCGAGACCGAUUUUCGGAAGCUGUCAACUCUGC